AUGGCAGGCACCAAGGAGAAGAAGCGCAGCAGCGGCGUCAAGCGCGAUCUGAACGCCGCCAACGAGCCCCCCGCGAAAAAGGCCAAGUUGCUCGACAACACCGACGAUGAAGGCUCUGACAGCGACGGCGGCGGAGUCUCGCUCAAGGUCAACGAGGAAUACGCCCGCAAGUUCGAGCACAACAAGAAGCGCGCCGAGCAGUUCCGAUUAGAGGAAAAGUACGGCAAGGACAAGGCGUUCCAAAACGGCGGCGACGAGUCGGAAGACUCCGAAGAGGGCGUGGAGGAAGACGAUGCAGCCGAGCUACUCGACGAAGAUCUCGACGAACAGGUCAAUGCCACCCUCCAGGCUCUACGCGCAAAGGACCCUCGCAUCUACAACAAGGAAGUCAAGUUCUACCGCGAACUCGAAGAGGGCGAAAAUGGCACAGACGAGAAGAAGAAGGAGCCAUCCAUGACACUGCGCGACUACCACACCAAGAAUUUGCUCGAGGGAAAGUACACGGGCGAAGACGAUGACGAGGAUGCGCCGCCGAAGACAUAUGCGCAGGAACAGGAAGACGCUAGGCAGGAUCUCGUCAAGGCGCUCAAGGAUGCCGAUGAGGAGGAAGACGACGACUUCAUCGUUGCAAAGGAGAAGCCUCAGAAGUCCAAGAGCGACAAACCCAAGAUUACCGCCGAGGACGUUGAGAAGGCCGACCAGGACCCCGAGACUUUCCUGUCCAACUUCAUGGCAUCUCGCGCCUGGGUGCCCACACAAUCUGCUCGCUUCCAGCCCCUCCUGUCCGAUGACGAAGACGAAGACGCCGCGGCAGACGAGUGGGAAAACUCGUACAACCUAUACUUUGAGGAUACAACGGGUGCGAACGAGAAGAUCAUGACAUAUGCGCGUGAUGCUGUCGCAAGCACUACGGUCCGCCGAGACGACAAGAGCGGCCGACGCAAGGCCCGUGAACAGGCGAGACAGAAGAGAGAAGCCGAGAGACGAGAGAAGGAGCAGGAGCUUGCACGUCUCCGAAAGCUCAAGGUGGAAGACAUGGAGAGCAAGGUCAAGCAGAUCCGCAAGAUCGGAGGUCUGAGCGGCAGAGACUUCAACAUUGACGAGUGGAAGGAGGUGUUGGAAGCCGACUGGUCAGAUGAGCAAUGGGACGCCGAAAUGCAGAAGCGCUUCGGUGAUGCCUACUACGGAGACACUGUCGAGGAUGAGGAAGAAGGCGGCAAGAAGAGCAAGAAGCCUAAGAAGCCAAAGUUCGACGAUGAUAUCGAUAUCAAGGAUCUCGUGCCUGACUUCAAGGACGACUCCGAAGAAGAGCGACCCGACCUCUCAUCCGACGAGGAAAUGCCCGACGCUGAAGCAGAGGACGAUGACGAAGAAGUUGGUGCAUCCUCCAAGAAGUCCUCCAAGCAGCGCAAACAAGAACGCGCCGAAGCCAAAUCCACCGCACGUCGCGAUCGCCGCCUCAUAGAAAACCUCGUCAACCAGAACCUCGAAUACGAAGCCGCUCUCGCUGCCAAGCCCUCCAAAGCCGCCUCCCGCUUCCGCUACCGCGAGACAUCUCCCACAAGCUUCGGUCUGACUGCGCGCGAUAUUUUGCUUGCGGACGACAAAGCCCUGAACGACUUCGCGGGCCUGAAGAAACUGGCCGCGUUCAGAGAUCCCAUCAAGAAGAAGAAGGACAAGAAGUUCCUCAGCAAGAAGGCUCGCAUCAGGCAGUGGAGGCAAGACACUUUUGGCAACCCUGACGGACCAAAGGGUGGAUUCGAGACUCUGCUUGGCGAAGAAGAGGUUGCGGCACCUAGGCGCGACAAUCGUAACGACAGUAAUAACGACAGCAACAUUGUCGAAGGCGAGAAGAAAAAGAAGAAGAGGAGUCGCAAGAGGAAGGCUACUGCCGUCGAAGCGUGA
Messenger RNA from Alternaria conjuncta, 1905 nucleotides. RefSeq lists its product as uncharacterized. Gene Ontology annotation, cellular component: 90S preribosome; nucleolus. Gene Ontology annotation, biological process: endonucleolytic cleavage in ITS1 to separate SSU-rRNA from 5.8S rRNA and LSU-rRNA from tricistronic rRNA transcript (SSU-rRNA, 5.8S rRNA, LSU-rRNA). The transcript is spliced from 2 exons. The coding region runs from base 1 to 1905 and encodes 634 amino acids. Lineage: Eukaryota; Fungi; Ascomycota; Dothideomycetes; Pleosporales; Pleosporaceae. The record is from RefSeq and is a predicted model, not a curated record.